UUCACUCUGGCCUCCUCCUGUCUUCGCUCGCACAAGCUGCUGGUAACAAAGGAGAGACAACAGUGAAGGGAUGUUCGGUGCCUUCGCUUCCACUUCCACGGACAGACAUACGGCCGUUUUAAACUCUGGACCCGGCUUUAUUGAUUUCCCACCAAGGUUUUAUAGUGUCUCCGAAGAGUUUUUAUUCUAAAGACGUGGUUUAUAGGUUUCCAGUCUGAGCCGAGUUUACUGGACUUUCAACGACUGCCGACCCCCAAUGAUUGAGCAUUGAUUUUUGAGGGAUUGAUAAAAAUGGGAAUGAUGUCACACAUACGUUGACAUGGAGCUUCGAACCCUGGCCUGGAGGUGAACCCACCACUAAAGAGGACCUCAGCUCCUGCCACCAUGUCUGUGCAGAAUGCAUCUGAGCACACUGUGGUCCCCCUGGCCAAACCCAAACCAGAAAUUCCUCCUAAACCAUCAACACAGGCCAUCUCCUCUCCUGAGGUGGAAGUCAAAAGCAGCACCUUGCCGGCAUCUGACGGAAAGGUCAAGCGCAUUGUAAACAAGUUUAGCAAAAAGGAGGAUGCUCCUAUUGAAGUUAAGGAGAAAAGGGCUAUUGGUGGAAGUGGUAAUCGGCACAAAAGACUGCCAACUGUCAAACCAAAACCAGGCCGUGCCAGCCUGCAGCUUCCGCUCUCAGAAGAGCAGGCUCCUCCACUUCCUAUGAAGAGGAGUCGCAUUCUGAAGAGACAGACCGAGAGUGAUGGGACGGAGGACAGCAGCCUUGCUGAUGGAGGACGAUCAGAACCAGAUGGCAAAGAGUUUGAGGUCCCGUCAAUGGAUGGAGGAGAGGCCGUGGUGGAUGUCAGUCCACAGACCCCCCUCAGUCCCUGCUGCGUCCCCGGUUGCAGCUGCAUCUGUCACCUGCAGAGACCCGGAAUGAAACUGGUAUGGGUACCAGUGGAGCUUGAAGAUGGCGGUGAUGAGGAGGAAGUGGCGGAGCCAGAUGGUGCUGAUGUGGAGGACAGCUUGGGGAAUGAGGAGGAAGAGGAGGAGGGGCAUCAGACCGACCCAGGUGCUGGAGAUGAGCUGGACUUGAAUCUCGAGGACAUCCAAUUAACUCAAGAGAAAGUGAAGUUUGUCCACUCUCUGGCUGUUUUGAUCGGUGAAGGUCACAGGAGAAGAUCAGACCCGGGGCCUCACGCUGCUCUCGCUUCCCUCGCUGUCACUCGCUCCCAGUCACCUCCCGUUCCUCCCAAACAAUCGCACGUGGUGCAGCCGAGAGAAACUGACAGCGAAGAGGAGGGUAUUUAUGAGGCCACUCUGCCCAUUGCUACCUCCAAAUCAGCAUCUUUGUGUAAGGAACUUGAUAUUCCUCUCAUAAAAGUACGCAGACCUGCCCGUCGUUCCAAACUCUCCUAUAGCACCUCAGACCCGACCUCAGAGUUUCAGAACGAGGAAGAGCUCCCACCUGCAAUACCGCCAAGGGUCCCACUGUCUCAGGACGGCCUCACAUCAGGCCACUACACUGGUCUGCCUCUGCCUCAGCCCACACUCAACGAGCUGCAUCCUUUACCUCGUCCCUCGUCCCCCAAUAGCAUAUGCAGCCACAGCCCCCUACGGGCUCUGACUCCCCCCACAGGGAGUCCCAGGGUUCCUCACAGAGCCCCGCCGCCUCCACCAAAAUCAGAUUCAAGAAGGCUCAGCAGCGCCUCCAUGCAGUCCAUCACCUCCAAAAAAGAAGGUGAUGCAGAAGAAGAGAAAGAAGAAACGAAUUCAGAGUCAGAUGACGCAAUGUUCAGCUGGGAGUCACGUCUGCAAGACGAGCCGCUGUACCAGACCUACAACGCCACCGUCAUCACCAAAGAGAUCCGACGUCAAACAGUGUUUCGUAAUAUCAGUAAGACGAGCGUCGACUACCCGGCCGACUGGACUGCCCGCCAGUCAGGGACAGGAGCCGCCAGCGCUGCCCCUGCAGAGAAUGGAGGGCGCAGAGGGAGUCCAGUUCCUCCACCAGGACAGAGUACGCUUUGGCAGGACCUUCCUGAUGUACGGGACAGUGGCGUGCUGGACCAGCUGAGCCCUGAUCAGUGCAAGUACCAGGAGAGUAUGUUCGAGGUUAUGACAUCAGAGGCAUCUUACCUCCGCUCACUGAGAGUCCUGACAGAACACUUCCUGGAAAAUCGGGACUUGGAAGAGACACUAAUCAUGAUGGACAGGAAACCCUUGUUUUCCAACAUCCUGAGGAUCCGAGAGGUCAGCGAGAGGUUUCUGAAGGACCUGGAGGACCGGAUCUUUGAGAGGCCAGUGUUCUCUGACAUCUGUGACAUCAUCCAUUACCAUGCUCAGCACAACUUCCCAGCUUACAUCGACUACGUCAGGAAUCAAACCUACCAAGAGAAGAAGUACUCCACCCUCAUGAAGGAAAAUGUGCAGUUUGCUACGGUCAUCAGUCGUCUCCAGGAGUCACCUCAGUGCCAGCGCCUGCCCUUCAUGUCCUUCCUGCUGCUGCCUUUCCAGAGGAUCACUCGCAUCAAAAUGCUCACUGAGAACAUCUUGAAGAGAACAAAAGCGGGGACAAAGGAGGAGCAGAUGCCCGCCAAAGCUCUGGACUCCAUGUCAAAGAUCAUCGAUGAGUGCAACUCAGAAGUUGGAAAGAUGAAACGGAUGGAAGAGCUGGUGCAAGUUUCUCAAAGCCUGGAGUUUGACAGGCUGAAGGCGAUCCCAAUCAUCUCUCCGACUCGAUAUCUGGAGAAGAAGGGGGAGCUGCAGGAAUUGUCCAAGGGAGCCACCAUCUUCAACAUGAGAGCCAAGUUUUCCUCCGUCUUCCUCUUCCUGUUCAACGAUCUGCUCAUCAUCACCACUAAGAAGGGUGCGGAGCGUUUUGUGGUUCAGGACCACGCGCAUCGCUCCCUGGUGCAGGUGCAGCCUUUUGAAGGUGCUGGGAGUAGCAGUGGCCCCUACCUGCACUGCUUCAACCUCACGCUGUUGGAGAACCACCAGGGACGCAUGAUGGAGCGUCUGCUCAAAGCCCCCUCACAGUCAGACAUGCACAGGUGGAUGGCCGCCUUCCCGAACCCCACCAACCCAGACAGAGUUGAAGAUGAAGUCAUAUAUGAGGACUGGGACUGCCCACAGGUGCAGUGUGUGGAGCAGUACGUAGCGCAGCAGGCAGAUGAGCUCACCCUCGAGCCCACGGAGAUCGUCAACGUUAUCCGAAAAACCAACGAAGGCUGGUAUGAAGGGAUCCGGUUGUCAGACGGUCAGAAAGGAUGGUUUCCCGUCUGCAACGUCAUCGAAAUCACAAACGAGCAUGUGAGGCGACGGAACCUGAGAGAACGUUACAGAGUCAUUCAGGCUGCCAGCGUUGUAACCAACAACAAGAUGCGCUCCAUGAAUUAGGACCAAGAGACUUCAUUGGUCAGGGCUGCUGCGUGUCGGUGAGAGGAAACGUGUAUUUUCAUACGCCUCUGCGUGCCACUUGUUGGGCCAUGAUGUCAUCAGAGCAGAAGAUAUGACAAGUAUCUCGUAAGAGACUCGCUCAACAAAAGGAACUCUUGUAACUCACAAGGUCAAACAGGAAGUGCCUCUCUUAAAACCCAAGCUCAGUUUGCGUGAAGGUACCAGUGAAAACACGUUUACAGAUCUGUGUGCGUUUGUCUCGAAGCCACUGUGGAUGUACAGACUGUUGUCAAUGAUCACCUCCUUCUGAAUAACAGUGGUGCUUUUAAUAAAUCUGUCUUUUUAGGAAGUGACUGGUUUUCAUGGUGCAACACUUGUUUUUAAGAGUGCACAGGUGACAUGGCUGUCAACGCUCCGUACUGGAUGGAACUCCUGAGGGAGGGAGGGAAAGCUGAACAGGAAAUGGUGACAUGCUGACUAACCUGCAACUUCAAAAUAAAGGUGUGACGCUAAAGAUGAGCUAUGCAGCGUCCACCGGACAGAGAGCC
This is a messenger RNA of Synchiropus splendidus (mandarinfish), 3932 nucleotides long. RefSeq names its product Rho guanine nucleotide exchange factor 15b (gene arhgef15b). The transcript has 16 exons. The record is from RefSeq and is a predicted model, not a curated record. Gene Ontology annotation, biological process: activation of GTPase activity. Gene Ontology annotation, molecular function: guanyl-nucleotide exchange factor activity; protein binding. The coding region runs from base 385 to 3384 and encodes 999 amino acids. Lineage: Eukaryota; Metazoa; Chordata; Actinopteri; Syngnathiformes; Callionymidae.